This is a messenger RNA of Funneliformis caledonium, 216 nucleotides long. The record is from the annotation of a GenBank genome assembly. NCBI's taxonomy places the organism in Eukaryota, Fungi, Glomeromycota, Glomeromycetes, Glomerales, Glomeraceae.
AUGACGGGGGUUGAUCUUUCUGUUGUGUUGGUGGUAGAAAUUGAGGAUUUGAUCCCCAAGUUUUUGCGUCUGCAGUUGCAUGAGUAUUGUAAGGAUGUGGUUUCUUGUCCUUCAAUUUUGGUCGUCCGCGUUUCUUGUGUUUUAUAUCGAUACAAGUAUCCACUUUUCCAAGAGCUACACAUCGUUUGCAAGGUCUCGAUACUGCAACGAAUUUAA